CAAAAUAACCUAGGGAAAGGUUAUAAAUAAUUGAAUUCCUGCCGCUAGUUGUGUUGUAAAGCACCUUGAAAGACCUGUCGACCGGGAUUACACACAGCGCUGCUGGGACUCACCCUUCACCUGAUCAACAAGAAGAAACACGGGUUGAUUUAAAAAGUUUGAUAGUUCGUCUCGUCGUCAGUGUUUCUGUUUUGACACCUUUGGAAGACAUCGAGUGUAAAUACUUUGGCGUUUUCGAUUCACGCGACGCUUCUGAAACUUCUGCGUGCGUAACGACAUUGGGAGACGAAAUGGGGGACAAUGAUGUUCAGAUGGAGAGUACCGAGCAAAUGCAGGAGCCUCACGCUUCAAGCUCGGACAAAAUCGACUUGUCAUUAGAUGACAUUAUAAAGCUGAAUAAGAAGGAACUGAAGGCAAGCCGAGCUGGCAACAUCGCUAAAACUAAACGUGCUGCUCACAGGAACAACGUCUUGAAGAAACUCCACCAGGUUCCACAGCAGCAGAGGGGACUCAGACGAGGGGCACAGCAGUACAGAGGGCCUGGCAGGGCGAGAGGUUUGAGGAGACAAAGGGGAUCCGGGAGGGACAUGAUGUCGAGAAGGGGUUCAUUAAAUAUAGCUGCUGCCACUGUCACGACCAGUGAACAUUUUGAUCAGACCACAUUCACAUCGAGGGGGACAUUCAGAGGACGAGGAAGAGGUAGAGGAAGAGGCGGCGGACUGAGCAGGGGUGCAUUGUCAGCAAGAGGACAGAGGGGUGGAAGACCAUUUGUAUUAGACAGAGGGUUUUCUGCUACAAAAAGAGCUGAGAGAUUACAGAGGUAUCAGACGAUAAGAAGCGAAGAACAGCACCAUCUGGCUCCACGCUCACAGUUUCUCUGCCAAAUGCUAAACCUGCACCUGUCGCUGUGACGACAUCUAAUCAGACAAGGAGGGGUGGGGCAGUGUUAAGGGGCAGAUCAUCUGGAGGAGCCGGUAUUUCUUCACCUAAGGGGAUUCCUCUGCAAUUUAACUACAAAGCAGCCAGUAACCAGACUGCCGUAUACCUUAAUGACCGCUUCACUGACCUGAGGUUUAGAGUGCGAGGACGGGGCUGGGGAAGAGGAAGAGGAGCUCUUGGAGGAGGUGGAAGAGGAAGAGGAAGAGGAAAUAUCUUUGGUGAUGGACGAGGUAGAGGACGAGGAAACUUUAUAGGUGGUGGCAGAGGCAGAGGACGGGGUGGGGUUGGUGUGACAGGAGGAGGAAGGGGCUUGAGAAGAGGGAGGGGAGGAUCAAGAGGAGCCGAUCGAACAGUAACUCUUCAGUGAUUAGAGUUACUACCAUUCAGUUUUAUGAAGUAGUAGUGUUUACUGUUAGUGAUGCACUGAAAUUUCCACAACCAACAAUAUUGGGGCGAAACAGAAAAAAAAAAAUCAGUUUCAUCCGAAAUAGUUUUGGAGGCCUGAAAUCAGUGACGCUUAACUACGACUGGUAAUAAACAGUUCAAUUACCCAAAUUUAAUUGACAAAACUUUUUUUCAGUUUCAGUUUUCAGGUAAAUGAAAAAUUUAAUUAGUUUUGGUAAAAAUAAAUAAUAACAAUAAUAAUGAUAAUUUUGGUGCAUCACUAUUUGCUGUAAUGAUGUCAUUCAACUAAAUAUUUUAAAGAUUUCUGUCAGUGUACAAACCAAAAAUUGUCCUUUUUAAAAGAAAAUGUUAAUUAUUUUGUUAUUAUGUGAUGAAGGUUUUUACAGUUUUAGGUUAUGGAAAAAUACUAUUUAAAUGGUACCUCAGAGGGUAAUGAAAUGAAAGUUGUUUACAUUUUAUAUCAUCAUGUCAAUAAACACCAAACAAUGGAAUCUUUUUUUUUUUUUUUUUUUGAAGAAACAUUUUGUAUUAUUAUUAUUGUCUGAUUUGUCUGUCUGUUUAUUUGAACAUGCUGCUUAAAGGGAUAGUUCACCUAAAAAUGAUCAAAAACAUCAUUUACUGACCUCCAUGUCAUUCCAAAUAUCUAUGAUUUUUUUUAUUUUUUCUUCUGUGAACAAUUCUGGUUACCAAUGACUUACAUUGUAUUGACAAAGUUUCUUACAGUGUCUGUGAGUGAGUAAAUGAUGUCCAGAUUUUCAUUUUUGGGUGAACUCUUAAUGCAAAAAUCAGUGAGGGUUUGGUUCUUUGGCUAUUUGAGUGGAUAUUGAGACAUUUUUAUGCCAUGUUCCAAGCACUAUUCAGCAAUUAAUAUAAAUAUAAAAAUAUCAAACCAGUCCAGGUGUUUCAUUAUUCUUUAAAUAUUAUCUAAACUGUUCUUAAUUUAAAAUGAUCAUUGCUUUCAUGUUGUUGGUCCAUUACCUCAUUUUCGUGAGAAAACAAGAGCACAAACAUGAGCAAGUGUUAACAAUGGAUGAAUUCUGUGAUUUUCUGUCAUAAUAGUUGUUUUGUCUCACAUGAUGUUAUCCAAAAAAAAAAAAAAAUUAUGUCAUACAUCA
Molecule: messenger RNA, 2459 nt
Organism: Cyprinus carpio (common carp)
Lineage: Eukaryota; Metazoa; Chordata; Actinopteri; Cypriniformes; Cyprinidae
Exons: 9
Coding region: 291-911 (206 amino acids)
Biological process (GO): mRNA export from nucleus
Molecular function (GO): mRNA binding
Source: RefSeq, a predicted model, not a curated record